AUCAAAGAUAUCAUUCGAAUUCGAAUUGCGAUUUGAAGAUGCCUCUCAAUUAUUCAAAGUGGGAUGCUCUUGAGCUCUCGGAUGAUUCCGACGUUGAAGUUCAUCCAAAUGUUGACAAACGUAGUUUUAUUCGAAUGAAACAAAGGAAGAUUCAUCAAGAAAGAGAAGAACGUAAGAUGAAGAUCGAAUCAUUCAAACAUGAAGAAGAACUCAAUCAGAAAUUAUUAAAAGAAAUGAAAGAUUUAAUUAAAGAAGUUGAAUCAGAUGGAAUCCAAUCGAUGAAAAAAACAGCUAGUCAACUUUCAGCUACAGGUGGAAGCGUACCACCAAGUGAAAAUAAAGAACCUACGAUUCAACAAAUGGUCUUUAACUUAUUAACUCAAAUCUUAUCAAAGGUUGAAAAAGAUAAACCUGAUGUUGGAGAUGAAGAUCAAGCUUGUCUUAAAGAACUUAAUUUUCAUUAUACUAGGCUUUCUGAAAGAGAAGAAAAGAGAAAACUCGAAUUGAUACAUGAAGAAGCUGAAGCCAAGAAACAUAUCACUAGUGAAGAUGUACAUGAUGGAUUUGAUGUUUCGUAUGUGGACAAGACUCCUUCGAAAGCUAUUGAUGAGACCGCUGCUCCAUCUACCGCCACUAAAUCCAAAAAAACUAGUAUCGAAGUCUUGAAUCCAAAUUCGGUUGAUUCAUCUCUCGCUGCCCCUACAAACGCGGUCGAUGCAGACUCAUCUGACGAUGAAGAGUUACCUCAACUUUCUUCAUCAGCCAUGAAAUUUGCAAAGAUCAAGGCAUCUAAUUACCCAGCUUCACUUGCAGCAAUACAGGCUGAUCCAUCACUCUAUCUUGAUGAACUCACUACUGAUGCUUUACUUGUGGAAGCCUUUGAGGCCGAGAUGAGAGGUGCAAAGGAACAUGCAAGGAAUUGUGUACAUCAAGGACUUUUGCUUCAAUAUUGUCGCAAGUUGGGCAAGGAUGGUGUUAGCUUGUUUUUUCGAAAGGUCGGGUCCGGUGAACCCCGUGCGAUGGAAGUCUUCAUAACAGAUGUACAAACAACUUACGAACGAAUCGCAGGUAGAUGUAAAACAAUCAAAGAAGAACGAGCAUCAGAUCCAUCAGGAGGAAAAGAACAAAUCCAAUUAGUAGCCACGAACCCGACUACAUCGAUCAGUUUUGAGAUACCAGAAGGACCACCACCAGAAGAUUUAAGAUUACAAACCGAAGAUGGAACCGAAGCGGAAUUAGAUGUAGAAGAAGUUCGAGGGUUUUUGAAUGAUCGAUGGGAAACGUUUUGUUCGUUUCCAAAGAAACUACAAAAAGCACUUCAGACUAAGGAAUUAGAAAAAGUGAAUAAAGUGUUGGGUGAGAUGGAAGUUCCAGAAGCCGAAAAAGUGGUACAAGAUUUAGAUCGGGUUGGGAUUUUAAGUUUUAGUGAAUCUGGAAUAAUUGAUCAAACUGGUAAGGAAUCUGUGAAAAAUGAAGAAGAUCAAAAGAAGGAGGAGGAGGAAGGAAAAGUAGAUGAGGAUCAUGAGGCUGAGGAAUCGGGUAAGAAUUCGAUUGAGAUUCCAGAAUGAAAUGUGAUUUGAUGUUUGAUUGAAUUGAAAAAAAAAGUUGAAUGAGAUUUAUUUUCCUUUGAUAAAUCUAAUGUUUGAUUGUGUUAUAUAUCACUUCUUUCUUGUUUGUUUAAUUUUCUAUAUAUAUAAAGGCAUGUCAAUUCUUUAACUUCUAAUGUGAAUGAUGAAUGAUCAGGUUGAGUCGACAUACAUACAUAU
Molecule: messenger RNA, 1766 nt
Organism: Melampsora larici-populina 98AG31
Lineage: Eukaryota; Fungi; Basidiomycota; Pucciniomycetes; Pucciniales; Melampsoraceae
Exons: 6
Coding region: 39-1568 (509 amino acids)
Biological process (GO): protein stabilization; protein folding
Cellular component (GO): cytoplasm
Molecular function (GO): protein-folding chaperone binding; heat shock protein binding; protein kinase binding
Source: RefSeq, a predicted model, not a curated record